Carassius carassius (crucian carp) is the source of this 2989-nucleotide messenger RNA. RefSeq names its product solute carrier family 16 member 5a (gene slc16a5a). The transcript has 5 exons. Bases 466 to 1986 code for a protein of 506 amino acids. NCBI's taxonomy places the organism in Eukaryota, Metazoa, Chordata, Actinopteri, Cypriniformes, Cyprinidae. Gene Ontology annotation, molecular function: monocarboxylic acid transmembrane transporter activity. Gene Ontology annotation, biological process: transmembrane transport; monocarboxylic acid transport. The record is from RefSeq and is a predicted model, not a curated record.
ACCCGCCCUUCAGCGUGACACAGGGCGGAUGAGACUGAGCUGCUCUCGGGUAAAGGCGAGAGGAAAUGCCAGGCUUCGCCCCGGUUUGCACAUUUCUCUACGUGUAGACUGCUUUUAAAGAAGCCGUUACCACUUUAUUCUAGCUCUCCAUUUUGGGUUAUGUGCUGAUAGUAUGAUAUGCUGAUAGUAUGAUAUGUUGGAUCCUGAAACUGCUCCCUCCCGGACCGGAGUGUCUCCUCCCUUUCGCUGAUUUGAUAUGACAGUCUCCGCAGCUCAGAGACACACCGCUGGCAUGGAUGCCUGAAACUGCGCUGAAAAGGGGUAUAGCAAGCGCACUUUAUUUGAAGGAUAUAGAAUAUGCAAGGAUGUGUUUAGCUGCUCUUCUGCUGCUGACGGCCCAAAGCUCCACGGAUCAAGUGGAAAAACCCAGACACCAGUGACUUGGUUACCAUCAGAUUGGAAAAUAUGGCACCUCCGCAACCUUCCAGCAUGGAGGAGCAGUCAGGGGAGCUAUGUGAGCCUGAAUCUGAGGAGGGAGAAAAACAAGGACCAGGACCCCCUUCUGAUGAAGCUCAUCUAGUUACCUAUGAUGCUCCGGAUGGUGGCUGGGGAUGGGUGGUCCUGGUGGCUACCAUCCUUGUCUUGGCUCUGACGCUGGCCUUCCCCUCCUGCAUUGGCAUCUUCUACUUAGAUCUUCAGGAAGAAUUUCAAGCCAGUAACAGUGAGACGUCUUGGGUGCCGUCGAUAAUGACGUCAGUUUUGCAUGCCGGAGGCCCUCUGUGUAGUAUGCUGGUGGAACGCUUUGGUUGCCGGGCGACAGUGAUGUUUGGGGGAGUUCUGAGUGGUUUUGGGAUGGCAGUCAGCUCUUUCUCACAUUCCAUCAUUGACUUAUACAUCACCACUGGGGUCAUCACAGGUCUGGGUUUCUGUUUCAGCUUCCAGGCCGCGGUCACUAUACUUGGCCACUACUUUGUGCGCCGUCGUCCUUUCGCGAAUGCGAUGUCCUCCACUGGCACUGCUCUGGGUCUGUCUACAUUGCCUUUUUUAGGUGACUAUCUGCAGAGUACGCUGGGCUGGAGAGGGAGCUUUCUGGUGCUCGGUGCUGUGCUGCUCAACUGCUGUGUUUGCGGAGCCGUUAUGAGACCCGUCAGGCCUCGCAAGCCCAGAAAGUCAGAGGUGAAGAGCAACGGUCCCAGACCCGCAGGCAAAAAGAGAUGCGUGCUGGGGAUCCUUCAGGGUUUAGCUUCGUUCCUCAGAAAACACAUGGCCUUUGACCUCUUCUGUAGUAACCCUCGAUUUCGGGUGUUUUCAUUGGGCAUCACUUGGAUGAUGCUGGGGUUUGUGGUGCCACUUAUUUACCUGGUCCCGUAUGCAACGGCUCACAAAAUGGAUCCAAGCCAAGCCGCAUUGCUGCUCUCCAUCCUGGGCUUUGUCAACAUCAUUGUGCGGCCUCCCGUCGGAGUGCUCUUCAGCCUGUCCUGGUUUAAAGGUCGACAUGUCUACUUUUUCUCAGCCGCACUCUUCAUAAAUGGGCUCAGUAAUAGUAUCUGCUGCAUUUCUGCCAGUUUCCCAGUGCUGUUAAUGUAUGUCCUGACGUAUGGACUGUCCAUGAGCCUAGUAGGCUCACUGAUGUUCACCGUCCUGAUGGACACAGUGGAGAUGAGUCAGUUCCCUUCUGCGCUUGGCCUUAUAUCCAUCAUGGAAAGCGUUACGCUGCUAAUUGGACCUCCUCUCGCAGGAAUCCUUGUGGACCGUACUGACCAGUACACGUAUGUGUUCAUGGCCUGCAGCAUCUCGGUGGCCUUAUCAGCUCUGUUCCUUAUGGUUUCCUUUUACUGGCUGGACUCCCGUGAUGCAGCCCAGAAGAACAGUUCAUCAGCGUCUGGGUCUCCAGCUAAACCUGCAGUCAGUUUGGCCAUGGACUACCAGUACAGCAGUGUGCCUACAGAUGGGGACAAGACACACAACCCAUCAUCAGAUAUAUGACCUGGAUUAGUUUUCUUUAUGUUUUAGAUAUCGUGAUCAUAUCAGGUACAAAAAUGUUUCUUUGCCAUUUAUUAGUAUCAUAUAAUUUGCUGUUUAUAACUUCUUUAUUUUAGCAUCAAACCUUGCUUGUUUUGUUCAUUGUCAUAUGACACUGGUUUUUGGAAACAUCCCGUCUCACAUCACUGGCUUGCCUUAUGCAGUAUAUUAGGGCCAUGGCACUACAAUGAUAUCCGUUAAUGCAUUCCUCUGAAUUCAAGUGAAUAUUAAUAACACUUCUUCAUUCCUGAUCUAAAUGACAGAAUGCUGAAGUUGUUUGCCCAGCAUUAAGCUAUUUCAAGUCAGAAAAUGUUGAGCAUUGUGACUGAUUUGUUUCAUCUCAUGCUUAUUAUAUUACAUUUCCUUAUUUUUGCCUGUUACACUAUUCUUUGACAGUUUGAGGUCAAUAAGAUUUUUGAAAGAAGUCUCUUAUGCUCACCAAGUCUGCUUUUAUAUGUUAAAAAUACAGUAAAAUCAGUAAUACUGUGAAAUAUUAUUACAAUUUUAAAUAACACAUUUCUAUUUUUAUAUAUUUUAAAAUGUAAAUUAUUGCUGUGAUUAAGCUGAAUUUUUAACAGCCAUUACUCUGGUCUUCAGUGCCUUAUGAUCCUUCAGAAACUAUCUGGUGCUCAAGAAACAUUUCUUCUUACUAGAAAUGUUAAAAACAGUCAUGCUGCUUACAUCUUUUGAUUUAGUUUUUGUAUAUAGAAAGUUCAAAAGAACAGCGUUUGUUUGAAAUAGACAUUUUCAGACUUUUAAUUUAAUGCAUCCUUGCUGAAUUAAAGUAUUAAUUUCUUCUAAAAAUCUUACUAACCUCAAAUGUUUGAAUAGUACUAUAUAUCUCACUGUGUUGUUGAAACACCAUGCACUGAAAGACCUGACCCUUAAGGAAGAUUGUUGGUCUGUUGCGUUUACACAUCCAGUUCCCAAAGGGUGGGAAAGGCACUGUAUAAUAAAUCAUUAAAAA